AUGAGUUUCUCCAAUCCCAUCAUCCCCGGCUUCAACCCAGACCCCUCCAUCGUCCGCGUUGACCACGACUUCUUCCUCGUGACCUCGACAUUUGAAUACUUCCCCGGUGCCCCGAUCUAUCAUAGCCGUGAUCUCAUUCAGUGGACUUUGAUCGGCCAUGCGCUGACCAGACCUACUCAGCUUCAAAUUCAUACACCGGAACCCGGGGGUGGCGUGUGGGCCACGACCAUCAGGUAUCACCGUGGUGUGUUUUAUAUCGUUGCUGCUAGUUUUCAGCGAUAUCGACCUCAGCAAGAUGAUCGGGUCUGGCCGCAGGGGUUCUAUGUAAAGACCAGUAAUAUCUGGGAUGAUAGUACGUGGUCGGAUCCUGUUUAUUUUGAUCAAGUUGGGUUUGAUCAGGAUCUCUUCUGGGAUGACGAUGGGGUGGUCUAUCUGUCGUCUACUUAUCGCAAGCUUCAACCUACACCCGGUGCCAAGCUCAAAGACUUUGCCAUUCACAUCUGCACCGUGGAUCUGGACACCGGACGCUCUACAUCAGAACCCAAGUUGAUUCGUGAAUCAACUUCCGGUGUUGCGGAGGGCUCUCACAUCUUCAAGCGCGGUCAUUACUGGUACUUGUUCACGGCAGAGGGCGGCACCGAGAGUGGACAUAGCGAAUGGGUCUGUCGCAGCGAGAGCGGACCUUUAGGGCCCUGGGAAGUUGGGCCAAGUAAUCCCCUCUGGCGUAAUGGUGUGGAAGAUGAGGUGCAAAACACCGGCCACGCCGAUCUGGUUGAAGAUGUCAACGGCCAGUGGUGGGCAGUGCUGUUGGGCGUACGACCUAUGCGACGAGGCGAAGAAUGGGAAGAAUCCGUGCUAGGGCGUGAAACCUUCCUCGUUGCAGUCGAGUGGGUCAACAACUGGCCCGUGUUCAAUGGGAGCGAGAAGAUCACGAUCCAGUCUGUCGGACCCGGUCUCUACCAACACACAGUUCCCGUCCUCUGGAGGGACGAUUUCGUCUGCCCCAAACUCCAGCUGGGGUGGUACCGGAAGAAUACGCCCUUCACGGUGGACUACUCGCUCACUGAGCGCCCCAACCAUCUCCGUCUGUAUGGUGGACCUUACAAUCUUUCAGCUCCCGCUUGUCCCACUCUGUUUCUGCGUAAACAGGCUCAUCGAUUUUGCACUUGGGAGACGGAGUUGACCUUUGAGCCGACUUCUGAAUACACGGAAGCGGGGACGGCCUGCUGGUGGACCUAUUUUACGUAUAGCAGUAUCGGCAUUCGGAAACGAGGCGACCAUAAAAUCCUUCGCUUUCGGCCAUCGGAGGGUAAUGUAGUGGAGAGGCCUUUGGGCUCAUCGACCGUUGUGCUCGUGGUGGAAUGCGGCAACGAGUAUCGCUUUGGAUACCGUGAAUCGACAGACCACAUCGAAUGGAUUGGCAGCGUGUCUAAUCAAGCCGCAACUAAGGCACCACCAGUGGGUGCCCCGUUUACAGGAAUGAUGCUGGGGCUCUAUGCAUUUGGGGAACGUCAACGGUGUUUGAGUCCCGCCGACUUUUCAUAUGCACAAUUUAGAUAG
Messenger RNA from Penicillium cinerascens, 1560 nucleotides. RefSeq names its product glycoside hydrolase family 43 protein. The transcript is spliced from 5 exons. Gene Ontology annotation, molecular function: hydrolase activity, hydrolyzing O-glycosyl compounds. The record is from RefSeq and is a predicted model, not a curated record. Gene Ontology annotation, biological process: carbohydrate metabolic process. Bases 1 to 1560 code for a protein of 519 amino acids. NCBI's taxonomy places the organism in Eukaryota, Fungi, Ascomycota, Eurotiomycetes, Eurotiales, Aspergillaceae.